CUUCAUAAUUGGAACAAUAAAAAUAAAAUGAGUGUUGUGUUGACUUAUGGAAGUGGUGAAUGCGAGCAGCUAGGCCUCGAAAAUUGCCCAAUAGAGAUCAAGAAACCAAGAAUUAUCCCAUUCUUUAAAGCCCCAAUAAAGAUCAAGGAGAUUGCCUGUGGAGGCAUGCACACGGUCCUAUUGACUACCCAGGGCCGUGUUUAUACCUGGGGCUGUAACGAUGAAGGUGCACUUGGAAGAGAAGGAGAAGCAUGCGUCCCCGAAAUUGUUACGGGGCUAGGAGAGUUGAUGACCGGUGUCACAUGUGGAGAUUCACAUUCAAUCGCGUAUAAUACAAAUCUUUGUCAAGUCUAUUCAUGGGGUCUUUACAGAAACUCUGUGAGUGGACCUAUAGGAAACAUAGCCAAGACUCCUAUGAGAGUGGGUGAGGGUGACCUUAAAGGGCUCAAAUUGAAGAAAAUUGUUUCAGGAUCUCACCACACUCUCAUGCUUGCCAGUGGGAGAGUUUUUGCAUGGGGAGAUCCAGAAAGCGGGAAAAUUGGUAGGAAUAUCAAAACUCGGAGAAGAAACGAGAGUGGCUUAACAAUGCAACCAGUCGGCCUUAAAAGAGUCAAAGAUAUAUUCUGUAGCAGAAAUGCUUCCUUCGCUAUCUCAGAGGAUUCCAAGGAGAACAAGAACCUGUAUAGCUGGGGGCUCAAUAACUGGGGUCAACUUGGAUUGGGGCAUAACCAGGAAACCUCCAAGCCUGAGGUAAUAAAAGAUUUUAAAAACAAAAAUGUCCUCAAAGUCACAGGAGGAGAUUCCCACACUGUGAUUCUUGUUGAGGAAGAAACUAAAGAAGGUGGAAACAACACCACAAGGAUAUACACAGUGGGUCUUAACGACGAAGGACAACUCGGAAUCGGAGAUACUUAUAGUGAAUACAGAAGAAACAAAAAUGAGACGAAUUUUAAAUUAGAAGAUGAGGAAAGGAAAAUCCGGGAAGAGACAGAGAAAAAGGUCAAAGAAAUUAAAGAACAAGAUACUGACAGCAAAGCCAAACAGAAAGAAAUCAAUAAGACUAACAAUGAGCUCAAGAAAAGACUGAAAGCCAUUGAGGCAGAAAGGAAUUCCUUGGAUAAUUCAGAAGAUGCUCAGUACUUUACCACCGCCCAACUUGUCGAGGGAAUCACAGACGCAUUUGAUAUUUCAGCAGGGGCUAAUUAUAGCUACGCCAUUAGGCAAAGAAAACCAGUGGCUAAAUCUAUGGAAGAAGUCAAAGGAGAAGAGUCUAAAGAGGUAGAUCUUAAAAUCAACCAGCUCUAUUCUUGGGGAAUGGGUGACAACUACGUUCUCUGAAACAAAGAUGACGAGACUGUUUACACUCCCACAGAGGUAAAAGUGAAUAUGUUCAGAGAUCUCAACCCUAUUUCUGUCUCUUGUGGCACUAUGCACUGAAUAAUGAGGUCUAUCGCACUUGAUGAGAAGCCAGAGGAUUACGGUCUUGAUCCAAUCACUGAGAAAUCAAUUGAAGAAGUAGCCAACGACGUUGAAAAGGAAAUCGAUGAAAACCGUACUAAAGAAGAUGCCAAAGAAACAACUCAGGAAAUUAAGCCAGAAAAGAAGGAUCUCGAAAAAGUAGAAGAAGCUAAGACAGAGCUAGAGAAGGCUGAAGAUAAACCAAAGGAGACUGAAGCAAAGCUGGAACCAAAACCGGAACCAAAGGCGGAAGCAAAACCGGAAGCAAAGCAGGAAUCAAAGCCGGAAGCAAAUCCGGAACCAAAGCCAGAGUCAAAGCCAGAUUCAAAGCCAGAGCCAAAGCCAGAUUCAAAGCCAGAGCCAAAGCCAGAAGCAAAGCCUGAAGAAAAGCCAGAGACGAAGAUUGAGGAAAAGAAGGAAGAAAAUGAGCAAUCAGAAAAUAUCCAAAAACAAGAGAAGAAAAAUGGAGAAAAAACUACAGAAAAUGCCGAAGAGAAACCAAAGGAAACAACUGAAGAGAAGCCAGAGGUAAAGCUGAAAAAAAAGCGGAGAAAAAGGAAGAGAACAAUACUAAAUCUCCAGAAAAAGCAGAAGUUGUUCCACCACCAAAGGUUGAGGAGCAGAAAGAUGUUGAAAUGGAAGACGACUCUGGAGCUAAGCCUACUCCUGAAGCAGUUGUUCAGACCUCCUCUGGCAAGAGAGUCAAGGUUGAAGAAACUUCUGACCAAAUGAUUGAUAUUCCAAAAGCCGGCAAGUAAUUUAUCAUAUCUUUGUAUUCAAAUUAAGUGAAAAUAUACUGGGAAAAUAUCAUUAUCCAUCUUUGAUUUUGAAGAAGGUGCAUUUGGAUUCUCGAAUUUCUUUUAUUCAAUUAAACAUUCGACUUAG
Messenger RNA from Moneuplotes crassus, 2343 nucleotides. NCBI's taxonomy places the organism in Eukaryota, Ciliophora, Spirotrichea, Euplotida, Euplotidae. The record is from the annotation of a GenBank genome assembly.